CGAUUUCUUGUUUUUUCCCCGCCUCAAGCAGAUUCAGGGAGUUAUCCCAAAUCUUCCCAAGAAAGAACUUAAGAACCCAGGCUCGCUUAUGAUUCAAUUUUAUUUUGGAAAAGCAUUCAUCAACUAGAUUUCUGUUCACGUUUUACGAGCUCUUCCACGAGGAGUAAUUUUACACCUAGGUCAGUGUAGUUGCAGUGUUGCCAAAAACAAAGCAGAGUUAGAAACCAAGUCAACACCAGAAUGGCUGACAGUAAACCCUCCCGCGGGCCGCGGGGCUACGUGCCUCCGCCGGAGCCGAACAAUAGUCUGGACAACAAAUACUAUGCGCAGACCUUCAUUAACCCGCGGAUCCCUUCCAACUGUGACCACAGUCUGGGAGACCGACGGGAUCCGCCAACCUACGCACCGGCAGAACGAGGCCCAAGGAUGUUCACGAAGCCACUGUAUUCAUGUUGAUUUUUUUCUUUUCGCAUUUUCAUCUACAGUUCGUGUCUCUGCUGGACUGGCCUUGCAUUGCAAAGAUGAAUGUAAUUUUGUACCAUGGACUUGAUAGUACAGCUACAGAGUCAGCAAUUUAUCCCCCCCUUUUGUUGUCCGAAAAAUUCUGAAAAAAAUGAAAACCACCCACAGGGUUCCGCCGAGUGACAGGAUGUGGCCGCGAAACUACAGCAUGCCACCAGCCAGCCGCAACGAGUACAAAGAACCGGACAUUGCGAAGGAAAUUGCGAAAUACAGUACGUUUGAAGAAUACAAAAACAGCAGGACCUACGAAGACUACUACCCAGGACUCUACGAAGCGCCGCAUAAGGUACUUAACUUGCAGUCAUGCAUUACAAAUCUGUUCUUUCUUGUUAGGGUAAAUCUGCACUACCACCAAUGCUGGGCGAAUUUGACAAUGUCAUGCGAUAAUUUUUACUUUGAUGAUGUGAAACGUCUCAGGUCUUUCCCGGCCGUCUGUACGGCACGCAAUUUGGCUCUUUUGACUGGUGGAGGAGUCAACCAGAAUUCGAUUGGUGGAACGUGAGCAACCAGCAGCGGCAGACGUACUUCAGAAAAGACCCAACCAACGCAAAGGGUGACAGCGUGGGGCCAAGUAUAAUUGUUCAGUGAUGUGUUCUUUAGUAAAUGUAAAUUCCUUUGCACAAAGAAGUGGGUUUGGUUUCUUCAAACACGCUCGGACGGGUUUUUACGGAUUCCGAUAUAGCUUGCCCGUGAGAAGUGUUUUUUUGUCAUGAUCCGUCUUCAGCCAGGGUAGUUAGUAUGUAUCAGAUAGCUUGGUACAGCAGUCCAACAUGAUCCUGCUCUAAGGCAAUAGAGUGAAGCAACCAACUGAUGAACUCAACAGGAAUUCCGCCGUGCCGUGAGGUGUGCCGCGUCCCCCCGACGGACGGGAAAGAGUAUGACACGCGGCGGCGAGUCUGCUCCGAAGACCGGCAGAACCAAAUCGCGAUUUACGAAAACAAACCCGUGAAGACGGGCUACUGGCCGUUGGUGCGCAAGUACUGUCCCCCGGUGCCGCGGUUUCCGCUCGUGAAAAACGACAACGACCAGCUGGUGCCCACGUUCGGGAAGUUCGGGCCCUUCGACACCAUGCGGGGACAGGUGGUCAAGGGCUUCUGCGAAACGGGCCCCGCGCCCAUGAUCACGGCGCGCUCGGACGCCAGCACGGGAAGUACAAAAAGCGGCAGCCAAAGAAGCAGCGGGCGCAGAAUGUAGGAGCUUUUUUUCGUCUGCAGUUAUUUUUCAUCGCUGCUUGUAAGAAUGUACGUAGAACUUGUCCGCACAGAAAUUUGUAUUUUGAAACCUUUUUCAGACUAAAAACUAUAGUAACCAAAUAGAAAAAUUCAACACAAUUGAAGCUGCUUCUAUCUUCUGCACAUUUUCAUUUCUCAUUACAUCAAUUCGUUCUUCUAGUACUCUCGCUGUAAAAUACUAGGUUGUAGUAGAUACUAGGAACGACCGAACUUACAGUCAUGUACCUUACCAUUUUGGCCAGAUUCGACAAGUACUAUUAGUAAAAACUUUCAUUCAAGCAAUUCACCUAUGCAUUCCUAUUCCUUCGUCCAGUUCCAGACAAGUCUAAAAAAGUGUAUGUGUAUAGUACCUCUUCAGCUCGCGGUACCCCGGCUGUCAAAAAGUCGUUGUCGUACGAAGGAACGCAUUUUUCUCUAUGUAUACCCCAAGCAAUAUUUUGGUUCAUCCUUAUUUCCCUCUUCGCACGUGCUGAACUCAUUUGAAAAAAGGCGGUAUGAUAUCAAUCUCGAUGUUGGUACCCCCCCACUACCUUAACGUGAAAUCGAAUUCAACAUCUCGUCACAUCGUGCUAGAAACGUUUUUGUCUCGUUUCAUCAACUUCUAAUAUAUACCGCAACGGAGCUCGCGCGGUAAUAAAGCUACG
Amoebophrya sp. A120 is the source of this 2398-nucleotide messenger RNA. The record is from the annotation of a GenBank genome assembly. Lineage: Eukaryota; Dinophyceae; Syndiniales; Amoebophryaceae.